Messenger RNA from Babjeviella inositovora NRRL Y-12698, 420 nucleotides. RefSeq lists its product as uncharacterized. The record is from RefSeq and is a predicted model, not a curated record. The transcript has a single exon. Gene Ontology annotation, biological process: mitochondrial respiratory chain complex III assembly. Gene Ontology annotation, cellular component: mitochondrial membrane. NCBI's taxonomy places the organism in Eukaryota, Fungi, Ascomycota, Pichiomycetes, Serinales. Bases 1 to 420 code for a protein of 139 amino acids.
AUGUCUACCCGUCCUUUGUGGUACCGCUGGGUCAGAGUUUACGCCGUGGGUGGUGCUAUUGUGGGUACCGGUCUUCUUUUGUACAAGUACGCCACUCCCACCGACGAGGAGUUGAUUGCUCGCUUCUCACCAGAGGUCCGCCGCAAGUAUGAGGAGAACCGUGCCUUGAGGCAAAAGGAGCAGCAAGAAUUGAUGGAGAUUGUAAAAAAGACUGCCGCUUCCAAAGAUCCUAUUUGGAUCACCGGAUCUGUCAAGAGUCCCUCGGAGUGGCGCGAGGAGCAGAAGGCGAACAGAGAGCGCAAGGAGAGGAGCGCCGCCGAGCUUGUGCAAAGAGCCGAAAUCGAAAAGGCCAAGUUGGAGUUGCAGCAGACCGAAGCCUUGGCCCAGACUGCGGAGAAGAAGGGUUGGUUCAAAGGGUAA